UCCGCCCGGUGCGGGGAGGAGCGCGAGCAGCGGCCGGGCCGUGCCGCGCCUGCGCCGCCGGGCCGGGCCCGUGACCCCGCGCCGUGUGCGCAGCUGCCGCCGCUGCGUGGGGCCGCAGAUGGAGCCUCCCCCCGGCGCCGCAGAAAAUUCUAAGCUGAGACAUGUAGAAAAAGACGUUUUGAUUCCACAAAUAAUGAGGGAUCGAGCCAAGGAGCUGUGUUCAGAUAAGGUGCAAGCAUUUACCAAAUGCUGUCAAGAAACUGGUAUUCUGAUGGUGGUGAAGUGUCGGCAGGAGAACACAGCACUGAAGGACUGUCUGGUUGGCUACUAUUCUGAUCCAUCAUUCUAUGAAGAAUGCAAAGCAGAAUAUUUGAAGCAAAGAGAAGAAUACAGAGCAACUGGAAUUAAGAAAAAAAGACAGAAGUUUACUCCUCAUGUGUGAUUAAAACUUAAAAUGAACUUUUUUUAUAUGCAAUUUGGAAUUAACUUGAUUUAAACAGACUUAAAUUGUCUGUUCCACUCUGUGUGGAGUUUAACUGAAAUACACAAAAUGAGAUGAAUGGAGAAUAAAAUAAUGUCUGAAAUAAAGAGUCAAUUUUAAAAUUUUUCAUAAUUAAAGAUCUAGAGCAUGCUGUCAGGGUUUGCAAGAGAGGCUGCAAAGGUAUGUUCCUGUACCUGGACUUGAGAUUUUGAUACCAGUGUACAAUUUGGAGUUUGCAAUUCCAGAAUGUCCAUUUGGAAUUUAAAGCCUGUAUCUAGCUACAUGAGCCAGGCUAGAUAAAAACUUAAGUGUGAAUAAUUUAAAUUGUAUUAAUUGAUCACAGAUUGGGUAUACACUGAAGUUGGCCUAUUAGUCAUCACCUGAAGCUGACUGUGUAUGGAGAUGCACUUAACUUGAAGAAAAGGGUGGCAAAUGCAGAAGAGCUACACAGACCAAUGUGAAUUACCCUUUUCAUCAAAAUGUUGUCAGAUGAGAGCCUGGUAGUACUUGUGCCUGCACUGUAACUCAUUUUUACAUCUACAAUGUGAUCACUUUAAAGCCUAUACUGUUGGAAGGGAUGGAUGACUUGUGCUUGUGCAUGGCCCAGACUGGCCAUUUAAACUCUAGAGGAGAAAGUAAUCUCAUCCAGCCCUUCCUUGAGAACAGGGAAGAAGCUGCCAUGCUUUAGGACUGAAUGAAUGACCACACUUGCAAAAUUAUUUCAAGAAGGGGUGAGUAAACAACUAAACCACGCAUGGAAGAUGCAGAUCCCCUGUUGCAGGAACUAAGCACAUUCCUAAUUUAAAAAGCACACAAAUGAUCUUUUGUGUAUUGGUACUUAAAGCUGCUUAACUGUAGAAUUCUCAAAUGCUUAAAUUGCUUCACUAAAGAUACUAAAGUAUAUAAAGUAUCAUCCAAGCAUUCUGAAAUAAAACUAAAUUCUUUAAAAGCAAGAAAAAGCUGUACUUAAACUUGGUAACCUUAAUGCCCUGAUUAAAGAAGAAAAAAAAAUAAUUUUCUGAGUAAGGAGUAGGAUUUGAUCCUUUCCAUUAAAAGAGGCAACGUUUUAGUUGUUUAUUUUAAUACUGUUUCACCACAAACAGCAUUCCACUAUUCAAGGAGGAAACUGACGCGUGUAUAUGAAGGACUUAAUGCUGCAGGUUAGUAAUUGCCCUUUAUUCUGUGCAUUUUACUGGAAUAAUCAUUAAUAACGUUGCUUCAGCAGAUUGGGUGGAGGACUGUACUUGUGAGUGACAAACUGAAAAUAUGUGUAGCAUUCUGCCUUGUUAGGCAAACUUAAGCAGCACUCAGCUCUAAAGCUAACCAUUUUGAAAUAGCUUAUGUGGAACAGGGUCCUACACAUCGUCUCAGCUUCUUAGCAUUUUGGAAAACAAAAAUAUUCCUUAUUAACUGUUUUGCUGUAUGUAUUUUAAAAGGGAGGAAAUUUAAGGUAGAUAGUGACACGUUUUUAAUGACAGUUAUGGUUCUUUUGUCCCACUAUGAAAAUCUGCUAUAUUUUCAACCUCUAGAAAGCCAGCCUAGGUGUUUGAAAGUGUUGGCAAAAGCCCUUCCCCAGAGGUUUGGGGUGGGAGUGAGCAUUCUCUUAGGGGCAGUGCUGGGUACUGCUGGUGGUGUGUGUCUGCCCUGAGGGCUCACCUAGGUCAUACUCAGCUAUGACUCAGACCUGAGUCAGACAACAGCACCAGCAAUGGAGGUCUCCUUUCCUGGCUCAGCAGAAAUUGUGUGCAGCAGGUGAGGGGAGCCCCCAGUGCAGUGACAAGGACUGCAGGGGGGGAAUGGAUGUGUGAAAUGGAACAAGCUCAGGUGAACCUGCAGGUAUCACUCCCCACCCUUUGAUAGAGGCUGUAUGUGAACAGCAGCCACAACUCACAUCUGCACUGAUGUCACACCUGAAAUUCAUGUACUGAAUGGUGCUGUCAGCCAUUUGUUUCUCUUCCUUCAUCUAGAUUGUUUGGGCUCCUCUGUUUACUCUGGUAUGCACUUAGAGCAGGGAUUGACCUUUGGAUCAUGCAUCAGCUUCCUCUGUAAUACAACUCUGUGUAUUAAUGUCAUGUUCCCUAGCUUUGAAUUCUUGGUUUCACACCUUUCAUUUUCCUGUAUCUUGUGCAUAUCCUAUACUUGAAUUGCAUUUACAUCUUUUAUUUAAAGUUUAAAUGAAAGAUUGAGUACCAUGACAUGACAAACUCAUACCACUGCAUUACUUUCAGUUUUGGUUUUGUCUCAGCUAUAAACUCUCCUUCCUACUCAGGUUACCUGGAGACAGCCCUGGAUUCUAAUCAGUGUAAGGCAACACAGCACAAGGGCCUAUCUGUCCUCUUCAGAGUACUUGGCAGGCACCCAAGACACUCCCAUUUUUCACUGGAAGCACUUUCUGGAUGUAUUAAAGGUCUCUUCAAACUCCUGAGGGGGGGCCCCUACAAAUGGAACAUCUGAGAGGAAAGAGGGAGAAGGUGUCAUAUACUUAUUUAAAACUUUGCCUUCAGAGAGUAAAACUGAAACUUGGUGGGAAGAUGAAGGGCAGUGUGUAAUGCACAGGGUUUUCAAAGGGCAGUAGAACAGCCACUGCAGUCUGAGAUAUCACCUAGAAAUAAGGCUGCAAGCCAGAAACCCAUUCAGCUCUCCACAUUUAGUACAGCCAUACUCCACCUCAGAUAAUUUCUGCAAGUAAUUCCGACAUCCUUUUUACUCUGCUGAUAAAAAAAUGGUCAGAUAAACUUGCAAUGAAGGUUUCCACCUAGUUAAAAAUUGGUUCAGUAACAGUAAGUACCUGGGUGCUUCUGGCAUGCUUCCUCCCUUGAUCAAACAGCCAUACUCAAAUAUGAUCAUCUUACCACUUUAAUUACUGUAUCUUAAUGUUUGACUUGCUCUCUUCUAUCUUAAAAUACAAUUAAAUUAAUUGUGUUGGACAGUUACUGCAUAGGAUGAGGUUUUUUUAAUGGUUCAACUGCAACUCAGUUAAAAUUAGUAUUUCUGCUUUACUGCUAGUCAUAAAAAAAAAAUCCUUUCAUCAGCUGCCCUAUGUUCAUACAAUUGCAACUAGUAACACUAUUCUCCCUAAAGAAAGGAUCAAAAAGCCUGACUACUCAAAAUCUCAAAAAAUAAUUAAAAAAAAUAAAAUCAAGCCCUCAUAUGGCCUUUUUUAUACUCAAACACAAAGUACAUAGAGAACCUGUCUGGAGAUCAGAACACAACAGGUGUCAAUCAGGUACCAGAGCUCUUCACUCUUUACAGCAUCAUUGAAGCUACAGGUGUCUCAGCACAGGUAUGUCAAAGUCUGAAUUUUCUUCUAAAAUGAACUUGCAGCAAUCUGCUUUAUCCCACCAGUAUAGAUCAUGUGGUACUUACACGGGCCUGUGUUUCAUUACUUGGAAUGAGUAUUGUUUUACUGUAAAUCCACCAUAUGUCUUGUGCUGCUCUUGUCUUUUUCCAGCUGUAAAAAUUGGACAGAGCAUCACAGCUAAUUUGGGGGUUUUCUUUCUUCAACAUGGCUAGUUCACAUGUGAGAAAAACUGAUCAGCUGUACACUACAAAACUGACAGAGAAACUUAAAGCCAUCAGAUUUUAAAAAUACUUAAAAUUAACCAAACAGUGCAAAGUAGAAAGUUCAUCCAACUCACCAAAUACCCAAAUGCAUAUUCAUCAGGUUGCCAUUUGCUCAUUUAAAUGUGCAAAGCAACAACCUCCUCCUGCCCCAAAAGCUGGCUUUCAUUUCUGUUAAAUUGAGUUAAUACUUUCUUAAAUUAAAAAUUGUCAAAUUGGUGGAGGUUUUUAAAAUGUUCAAAGUUUACAUUCAAGUUAAAAUUUUCUUGGGGUCAUUCAACAAAAUUGUUUGAGAUCUUUGGUCCUUACUAUAUGUAAUUUUACAGUUUUAUGUAAUACAUGCACACUAACACCAGGACCCCGUUACUACAACUACUUCUCCAUGUAAUUUGCUGUCACUGAUGAAAAGAUUUCACUUCUGAAAAUGGAAAAAGCACUGUAAGCCACUAGUGGCAUGGAUUUAAAAGACUUUUCCAUCUCCAGUCAAAAUCUGAUUGUUAGCUUUGGACCAACAGAUGCUUCACAAGCCAGCGAGCUCCCAAGUGACUCCAAAUCUGGGGACUUCCUUUUCAAAUGUUACAGCUUGGACAUGGCAAUGAGUGAUUGGAUUGGAAAUGCUGCCUGCAGCAAGGUCUCUGGCAUCAGUCCCUCUUCUCCCCAGUCAGCAGCAGUGCUCCUGAAGUCCCUCUCAGCAAACAUUGCUGCUCCCUUCUCCAGCAGGGGAAGGAGCACAGAAUAUAAACCAAGAGUCAAAUGCAAAACGUGGAAAUUCUCAGGCUCUGCACAGAAAAUCUUAAUUUCACGCAGGACAGAACAGGCUGACUGGGAACCUGUAGUCAAAGCACCAUAGCUUUAAGGCAACUAAAUCCUUCAGGUUUCAACUGAGGAGGAUGCUUCUCCCAGAAUAUGCUACAGCAGAUGGCUGGUGUUUUACCUUGAGUCAAAGUGAUGAACCUCAAAUCUAAUUGUUUGUAUUUGGAAUAACAUUUAUACACAAUAAAGGAAUUAAAAUGUCAGUAAAAAAUUUUGUGCCAAAUAAGAAAAUGAGAUUUGUUAGUGAAACAAAUUUCAAACAAAAAUAAAUUUAUUUAGUAUCUUACACAGUCGAAUUCCUUCAUUGCACAAAUCAUGUAAUGCCUGUUGAAUGUUACAUUCCUUAAUAAAAAACCUCUGUAAUGUUGAGGUGAGGUGCCCCAAAAGUAAGCUACAUUAGAACUAGGUACCAUAUAGCUUAUGCAGCCACAUGAGAAAUGUUUUCUUUGUUAUUACAUAGGUAGUUGGUUCUAUCAGCUAAAGCCUAGUGACUUGGAUUUGUUUUAUGCAUAUUGGAUUUUGUUCUAUUACUUUCCAAGAGAUUGUACUCCCCUGAGUAAGCUGUGUUCAUUGGUCAGAAUAAAUUCCAGCAUCUGACACCAUUUCCAUUAAUCACAGACAAGCCAGUAUACGUGAGCAAGAUAAUAGAAAGGUAAAAACAAUAUCUGGUGAAUGGGAAACACUGUUUAUGUAUGCUGUUUGAACUACAGGAGAAGCUAUCUGGAAGGCAUUUUUUUGCCUUUGAUAGACAAAGUGAAAGAUGGGCUCUGUCUGAAGUACUUACUGUGCAGGGGAGAGUGUCUGGAGCCACACAGGUCACGUAGCACCCUCACAACAUUUCUAUAGCCCAUCAUUACUGUGGCUGUGCUACAGCCAGAGCUUCCCCAUGUAUUUGCAAGCAAUCUAAAGAUAAUUUGCUACUAAACAGCUGUGAAAUUAAUUUUUAUUAAUUUGAUGGAUCUGUGAAGCUGAAUACUUCAUCCACCCACACAUCUGUAAAUAGCAUAUUCAAUAUUAAAUAUCUUUCUGCCCAUUAUAAAUUAGGCAUCAUGACUCUAAAAUACAAUGCAUUUUUCUUCAACUUUUUGAGCAGUCAAGACAUUUCACUUAACCCUGUUGUAUUAAGCCAGAUAUGACGCAGAGAAGUUUACAAACAAACAA
Messenger RNA from Oenanthe melanoleuca, 6016 nucleotides. It is a transcript of the gene CMC1, whose product is annotated as C-X9-C motif containing 1. The record is from RefSeq and is a predicted model, not a curated record. Gene Ontology annotation, cellular component: mitochondrion. Lineage: Eukaryota; Metazoa; Chordata; Aves; Passeriformes; Muscicapidae. The transcript has 4 exons. The coding region runs from base 119 to 442 and encodes 107 amino acids.